Molecule: messenger RNA, 1172 nt
Organism: Beta vulgaris subsp. vulgaris (sugar beet)
Lineage: Eukaryota; Viridiplantae; Streptophyta; Magnoliopsida; Caryophyllales; Amaranthaceae
Product: L-ascorbate peroxidase, cytosolic
Exons: 10
Coding region: 174-926 (250 amino acids)
Biological process (GO): response to reactive oxygen species; hydrogen peroxide catabolic process; cellular response to oxidative stress
Molecular function (GO): peroxidase activity; heme binding
Source: RefSeq, a predicted model, not a curated record
AACGGCUCAAAUCAAUUUACUAGAACCUUCCGAAAUAUCAUCACCCUUAUAUCUUCUCCAUUUUUCAGCCAAGAGAUUGUCUGAACUCGUGUUCUCCUCGUGCUCACCACUCACUCUCCAAUUUCUAGGGUUCUUCAUUCUACAUUUGAAUUUUUUUCAGACUUUGUAAAGCCAUGGGAAAGUGCUACCCCACUGUUAGCGAGGAUUACCAGAAGUCUAUCGAGAAGGCCAAGAGAAAGCUCAGAGGUUUAAUUGCAGAGAAGCAUUGUGCUCCUAUUAUGCUCCGUCUUGCAUGGCACUCUGCUGGUACUUUUGAUGUGCAGUCAAGGACUGGAGGACCCUUUGGUACAAUGAGGCACAAGGGAGAAUUGGCUCAUGGGGCUAACAACGGUCUUGAUAUUGCUGUUAGGUUGUUGGAGCCCAUCAAGGAACAGUUUCCCGAACUAUCUUAUGGCGACUUUUACCAAUUGGCUGGAGUUGUGGCUGUUGAAGUUACAGGAGGCCCUGAAGUUCCGUUCCACCCAGGAAGAGAGGACAAGCCAGAGCCACCCCAAGAAGGCCGUCUCCCUAAUGCCACAAAGGGUUCUGACCACUUGAGAGACGUCUUCAUUAAGCAAAUGGGUCUUAAUGACCAGGACAUUGUAGCUCUCUCUGGAGGCCACACCUUGGGAAGGUGCCACAAGGACCGUUCGGGUUUUGAGGGUCCUUGGACCUCUAACCCUCUGGUUUUCGACAACUCCUACUUUACGGAGCUUCUAACUGGUGAGAAGGAAGGUCUCCUACAGCUGCCAUCUGACAAGGCUCUUCUUUCCGACCCUGUCUUCCGCCCACUGGUUGAGAAAUAUGCAGCUGACGAGGAUGCAUUCUAUGCCGAUUAUGCUGAGGCCCACCUGAAACUGUCUGAACUUGGGUUUGCUGAUGCUUAAGCAGCUGGAGGAAUUACCAUAAUGUGAAGGUCCCAAGAGGCUAGCACUGCUGCAUCUUUUGGUUUUUUUUUGCACUUUAGAUAUGGUUUAGCGUAGUGCUUAGAUUGCCUUAGGGAAAGCUUGGCCACUCUAUUUGUCUCUUUUUGCUCUUUAAGUGUGGUAGAUUGAAAUGUGUACGAGGAAAUACAGUGCGUGGAUUGUUCAUGAUGUUGAUCUUGUUGCUUCGGUAAUAAAAGAUGUUCUACA